UUGAUUUUUGCGUGUCGUUUUCUCAAUAUCUUGAUAUUCACCUCGACGGUGUUUUGUGCGUUCGGCGUUCGCCGAUUGGUCUCUCGCGGCGAGCUCGGUUGGAUUUUGCCAUCUUUCGCCGCGCUCGGCGUCGUCGACACAGUUUCGCGAUUAACGCGUUUGCGCGUGACGGAGAAAUACGAGCGAGCAGUUUAUGAUACUUUAUUGCUGGCAUCAAACCGUUCACUGUGCGCGGAACGAAUUGCGCAUGAAUGGCGACUGUUUGCGCAAAGCGAGGCUGCUUUGGCAGUUUCUGGAUCGAGACAGAACUACGUGGAUGCGGUCGCUUACGCGGUGUUGAUUACCGCUUGCUUCGCACAUUCCGCGUAUGUACGAUACAUCGACGAAGCAGAUGCAUUUUCAGCGCUGAUUUUGACUCGAGCAUGCGUUCGAGCGCUCGUGAGCGCUCGGCGAGCGAAAAUUGACUCGGCACGACGCGUCGAAUUUGUAGCUCUCGUGACCGACAACGAACGGAGCUCUCACAGAGGGCCCUCUGUGUCAACAUCGGCGCUCGUUGAAAACGGCGGAGAGCUCGUCGCCAUCGUCGGCGAUGGACGAUACGACUUAUUUAAUCGACUUAUUCGAGGCGUCGAACAUGCGGACGAAGUUGACGUACUGCUUUCGCCGAGCAAGGAAUGGCGCGUGCCCGAACCCGUCGAUAGGCGUGUCAACGCGCUGGUGUUGGGAUCUGCUUCAUCACGCGUAGAUGCUCUGAAACGAUCGCGCCUGAUAGAGUCGUUAGAAGCGGCGUUAUGCUCAUCAGAUCGCUACCUGGAAUGUGCGCUUCGCAAGCGACCAAAGGAAACCGCGGACGACGUCAUCGCGUGUAGCACGAGCGAUGGUGGUGCGUGUGAAAUCGGUUUGGAGCGUGCAAGGUGCGCGCACGCUCGUAUCAUGCUGGCACAAGACCCAUUCUAUGAAAUAUACGAUGAACGCGCGCGAUUGCGAGCAAUGAAUCGCCUAACAAACCGGCGUCGGUCCUGCGUGUUCACCACGACUGAUAUCGCCGUACUUCCUUUGUGCCAUCGUAUCGUCAUCACCGAAGGCAACAGCGUCGUGUUCAUCGGUAAAUGGAGCUCUAUGCUGGAGGGUUGCGACGCGCACACAAUUCAUCGAGCGCUGUCGUCGUCGUCGUCGCGGCGACAGACUGCGCCGAUUGACAAGUCAAGGGUUAUUCAUCCGUCGCCGCGAGAAUUUCUCGCUGCCCCAACGAAGAACGUUGCCGCGUCCAUGAAAGGUUGGAACUUUCAAUCAGUUUCGUUGAUCGUCAGUAUCUUUGCAUGCGUCGGUAUCACUCCAGCUAUAUCACUGCACGCUUUUGAAAGAUGGCUCGACGGCAAGCGACGAAUGUGGAAUCCUUCCAACGCGCUCUUAUACGCUGCCAUCGGAACGUUUGUGGCAUCCAUUGCGAUGCAACGCAUUGUCGCGCAUUCGCUGCAGUAUUCGAGGACCGCACACGCGUUCGCGCGAGUAAUCUACGUCGCACUUGCCGCGGGCUUCACGAUGACGAGCGCGGCGGACGCGGCGGUGGCUUUCGCCUUUACCGUCUUCAUCGCAUGGAGCGUUGAUUUCAAUCGCCUCGCCUCGCGUCUCAAUCGCCAAUGCGAAAACGAUCACGUGCGACUGGCACAUUUCGUCGCGCGCGUAUCACAAGGUGCGCGGCAAAUACGCGUGUCAAGGUGUCAAUAUCUAUACUGGGAUACUUUCAAAAACUUACUCGCGGCGCUUUGCGCGGACAAUCGCCGCCGCCGAAAAAUUCGCGGUGUACAGCACGCGUGGAGUUCCCUGUGCGCCGUCGUCGGCAUCGCGGUCGGAUUAUCAGCGCUCGACCAAAGCGAAACAUCAAGACGAGGCGCUCUUGCAUUCAUUGGUCUUCAGGCUGUGGAGGUCUUCAUAGACCUCACAAAUCGCGACUCGCUUUUUGACGCGCGCCGAACGCACACCGUCGAAACGCAAACGGGCGACUCAAGACCGUGGCUCAGACGAACGCGCUCGUCGUCGUGA
This is a messenger RNA of Ostreococcus lucimarinus CCE9901, 2043 nucleotides long. RefSeq lists its product with no specific name. The record is from RefSeq and is a predicted model, not a curated record. NCBI's taxonomy places the organism in Eukaryota, Viridiplantae, Chlorophyta, Mamiellophyceae, Mamiellales, Bathycoccaceae. The transcript has a single exon. The annotation marks the transcript as partial.